AUAUGAAAGAAAACAAUAUUCUCUUUGCAACUACAACAAAACAAUCAUCUGAUAGCUGUGAUAUGAAUAAAAAGCAAUCGGAAGAUGAAUGUAUUCUUCCAGAAAUAUCUUCAGGAUCUUCUGAGCCGGUUAAUACAAAACAGCAAGCUGUUUGGGACAAACGUGCAACACUUGCAUUACUAGCUUUAUAUGAAGCAAAUAUAGAAAACAUUGAUCAUCCUAAAAAGAAGACCAAAAUUUGGUCAAAAAUUUCCAUGGGUUUGCUCGAACAUGGUAUUGAGGUGAGUUUCAUCUUAAUAUACAAUGUGCAUAUAUCAAAGGUCUUUAGAAUUUCUCCUAUAAGAUGGAAUAAAUUUAAUUGUGAAUUAGACUAAUUUUUUUAUU
This is a messenger RNA of Temnothorax curvispinosus, 384 nucleotides long. RefSeq lists its product as uncharacterized. The transcript has 3 exons. The coding region runs from base 3 to 374 and encodes 123 amino acids. The record is from RefSeq and is a predicted model, not a curated record. NCBI's taxonomy places the organism in Eukaryota, Metazoa, Arthropoda, Insecta, Hymenoptera, Formicidae.